Molecule: messenger RNA, 891 nt
Organism: Sordaria macrospora k-hell
Lineage: Eukaryota; Fungi; Ascomycota; Sordariomycetes; Sordariales; Sordariaceae
Source: RefSeq, a predicted model, not a curated record
AUGUCUAACCAACAACGCCCAAGCCAAAAAUCCAAUCCCCAGGGUCAUCGUCGCCACCGACCGCCUCCCCACGACUCGACAGGAACACAGCCGCAAACGUCACAAACCCAGCCUGUACAGACCUCACAACAACAACCCUCUUCUUCCCAUCUUCCACAGCCAAACCCAACCCUGACAACCCGCCACUCCCACCUCUCCCCAAUCUUCGCCCGCAAACUCCAACAACUCGCCCUCCCCCUCGCCCCCUUAGUCCAACUAACCUCCGGCACCGUCCACCCCGAGUUUCCCCAGACUCUCCUGAACUUCUGGCUUUUAACCGACGACCAGCUCGACCGCCUCGCGAGCUUCUACCACCAGCGCACGCCAUGUCAGUGGACGGCGCACUACCCUUGCCCGGUGUCGUGGCCCGCGGGCAUGGGGGUCGAGGAGAAGAGGAGGCGGAUUGGACGGUUCAUUGGGUUGAGGGGGUGCGAGAGUCCGUUGCCUUCGGCGGCUUCGUUGAGUAUCAUGGGAUUGGAUUUGAACAUCGGCGAGAUGGGUAGGGGGCUGAAAGAGAGGGAGAGUGGUCACGUUGACGUUGACGAUGAUGAGGAUGAGGAUGAGGAUGAUGAGGAUGCUAUGGAGAUUGACACGGAUUUGGAUACGGGUGGGCAGUGGGAACGGCAAGGAAAAGGACAACAAAAAGAUCAGCAAGAGGCGCUCUCGAAGGUCAUGAGCUCGCCUACUAUGGCCAUGGGAAACGAAGGACCGGGUAUAUCGGCAUACAUUUCGGAGUUGUUGAGGUCGACAACAGGGACGACGGACGAGGAUAUUGCGGAAACGGAGAGGAGGAUCAGAAGAGCGGAGGAUGAGUUGGAUGAGAUCAGGAGGAAGAUGGGCUGGUAUUUUUAG